AUGAGCCCAGACAACAUACUUACUGCGCCGUCAUGUGGACACAAUCCCAUCGACACUUAUAAUGGCAACGACCACGGCAAUGAUGCAUAUGGAAUACUGGAGCCGGAUGGCAACACAAACAAUAUUGAUGAAUGUUGUGGAGACGGAAACCUUCUACAAGCUGAAUACCUUGAGCCUGAUGAAGAAGCUAGGAUGUUCGCCCACCAAGAUAUUGAGUUUGAAUCCUACCGUGAACGACGUCACACUGAUGGAACACACACAAAUGAUCUUCAUGCUAUGGUGUACAUGAACCUAUCCAAAAAUCACCACGUCCUUAGAAAAGUUAGGGACUGCCUCCACUGUGGAGCAUUGCGGUUUCAGUAUGAGGGACCUGCAUUUUGUUGCAGAAAGGGGAAAGUAGGUUUGUUUACACCUGAGGUUCCGGAUGAGUUGAAACGGCUGUUCACAAGUCAAGGUGAUGACGAUGCUAAAUAUUUUCGAGACAACAUACGGUAUUUCAACUCUCACUUCUCAUUCACAAGUCUUGGAGUCACCCUUGAUCGUCGAGUAAGCACUGUGGCAGGAACCGGCGUAUAUACCUUUCGUGCAUGUGGGGGGUUGUACCAUGCUCUUGAUGAUCUGGUGCCGGCUGAUAAUGGUCCUAGGCAUUUGCAGCUCUAUAUUUAUGAUACAGAUCAUAACUUGGUGCACAGGGCUAAGAGGUCUCCAGAUCUGAAUAUAGAACUCAUACGUAAAAUUCUGCUAAUACUAGAGCCGAACCCUUAUGCACAGGCUUUCAAGAGCCUUGGGUCCGUUCCAAAUCUAGAUGAGUACAAGAUCUCACUAAACACAGAUAUCAAGUUGGAUCAACGUAGGUAUAAUGCCCCAACGACUUCUCAGGUGGCAGCUAUAUGGGUUGAAGGGAGCGACCCACAAAAUUGUUUUGACAGGAGUGUUGUUGUGCAUGGAAAAAAAGGCGACCGGCCCCUGUACAUUAGAGCAUACUAUGGGUGCUAUGAUCCAUUGUCAUAUCCACUGUUUUUCCCACGUGGGGAGACAGGUUGGAAUCGCUGGAUGCCGUAUGUUCAGGAACACAAUGACACAAACCAAUAUCCGGCGCAUUAUUCAGAUCCGCAAGAAAACCGGGCCUCUGAAUUACAUACAGAUGAAAACUUGAUGGGUGGAAGGGAACAAGUUGGCAACUUUGGGCCAGAUGAAGACCGAGUCACUGAUUUACAUGCAGAAGAUAAUUUGAUUAAUGAAAGGGAACAAGUUGGGAAUUUUGUGCCAGAUGAAGACCAUGCCAGUGAUUUACAUGCAGAUGAUAAUGAGGAUAACCAAGAUGAGGAUUUUGUUGACAAUGAGGUGAAUGCAACACAAUCCAGGAAAUUUGUUAGUGCGAGGGAGUACUACUGCUUCAAGCUACAGGUCAGGAAGAAGCUUUUUAACAUCGUCUUGUUUGGUGGACACCUUUUCCAACAGUGGGUUGUUGACAUGUAUAUCAAGAUUGAGACUAUGAGGCUGGACUGGUACUCAAAGCCAGAGAAUCAAAAGGUUAUACGAGCUGACCUCUACCAGGGUCUUGUUGACACCAUCAUUGCCGGCGAGUCACGUGGUGAUCGGAUUGGUAAGAGAAUCGUGCUUCCACGCACGUUUCCUGGUGGUGAUCGCGACAUGCAGCGAAGGUUCCUCGAUGCAAUGACAAUAGUCCAACGGUGGGGUAAACCGGAUUAUUUUAUCACGAUGACUUGCAAUCACUACUGGGAGGAGAUAACACUUAAUCUGAUGCCUGGACAACUGCCACAAGACCGUCCAGACCUGGUGGCAAGGGUAUAUAGGGCUAAACAGCGAGAUAUGAUGGACUUGCUAAUUAAGGGUAAGCAUUUCGGACAAGUCGCAGCUUAUGUACAUGUCACAGAGUUUCAGAAACGAGGCCUCCCUCAUGAGCAUAUACUUUUAAUCAUGAAAGCAAAUAGCAAGUUGGCAACCCCGGAUGACUAUGAUCGGGUGAUAUCCGCAGAGAUACCGGACAAAGAGAAACACCCAGUUCUGCAUGAGCUGGUCGUCAAACACAUGUUGCACGGACCCUGUGGUGAGUUGAAAAAAAGUUGUCCGUGCAUGAUUGAUGGACAGUGUAGGUUCCAUUAUCCGCGAGAUUUUUGUGAUGCCACACAACAAGGGAGAGACUCUUAUCCCAUCUAUCGGAGGAGGGACGAUGGGCAUGGAGUUAGGAUUAGAGGAGCCAAUUUGGACAAUAGAUGGGUGGUCCCUUACAACCCUUGUCUGCUUAUGCGAUACAACUGCCACAUUAAUGUUGAAGCAUGCUCGAGCAUCAAGGCAGUGAAGUAUUUGUUCAAGUACAUAUAUAAAGGCCAUGAUCGGACAUCAUUUGCUUUUGAGCAGGACAUAAUCAAUGAUGGUGGAAUCAUCAAUGAAAUCCGACAAUAUAGGGAUGCACGCUAUGUAUCUCCUCCAGAGGCUAUUUACAGGAUUUUUGGUUUUAAAAUGUUUGGUGUCAGUCCAUCAGUGCUACAGCUCCAACUUCAUUUGCCAAAUAUGCAUACAAUUGCAUUUAAAUCUGGUGAAAAUCUAGAAGAUGUUGUCGCUCGACCAUCUUCAUCUAGGUCCAUGCUUACCGAGUACUUUGAGAUGAACCGGAAGAUUCCGCAAGCACGGAAAUUGUUGUACAGAGAGUUUCCAGAGCAUUAUAGAUGGAUAGCUGGAAAAAAGAAGUGGCAGAAGAGAAGAAAUAACAGAUCGCAGAUUGGAAGACUUGUCUACGCACACCCUGCUGAAGGAGAGAGGUACUACUUGCGUGUGUUGCUAAGUCAUGUCCGAGGUGCCACUUCAUUUGAUGAUUUAAAAACAGUAAAUGGCAACAUGUGCACUUCCUUCAGAGAGGCAUGUGAACACUUAGGCCUCAUUGAGCACGACAAGACUCUUGAUGAUUGCAUGACAGAGGCGGCCACAUUUCAGAUGCCUUGUGCCCUAAGAUGGUUGUUUGCGACUAUAUUGGUUUUUUGCGAGGCAACAGAAAUCCGACAAUUGUGGGAGAAACAUCUACCAUCAAUGUGUGAGGAUUACUGUCUUAAUGAAUCAAAUGAGUCAAUACUUGAGCAGAUGGUCCUUAGAGAUAUUAGGGAUAUGUUGCAAUCCAUGGGAAAGGAUAUUAAAAACUAUGGACUUCCGGAUCUAGUAGAGACCGAUGGUUCUUAUGACGGUGAGUACAGAGAGGUAACAGAAGAGAGGCAAAUCACCGCGGACAUAGAACAUCUAGAUCUAUUUAGCAGUUUGAACAAUGAGCAGUUGGCUGGUUUCAAUGACAUAAUAGAUCAUGUGAUGAACAAAAAAAGCCAGAUAUUCUUUGUUGAUGGUCCAGGAGGCACUAGGAAGACGUACCUGUACAAGGCAUUGCUUGCUAAGGUGCGUUCCAUGGGCCAAAUGGCGAUUGCAACUGCUACAUCUGGUAUUGCAGCAUCGAUAAUGCCUGGAGGAUGGACAGCACACUCUCGGUUCAAAAUACCAAUCAAGCUCACUGACAAUAGUAUGUGCAGUUUCACAAAACAAAGUGGUACAGCGGAGUUGCUUAGACAGGCGUCCUUGAUAAUUUGGGACGAAGUCGCUAUGAAAAAACGUCAAGCAGUUGAGACGCUUGAUAGAUCACUACAGGAUAUAAUGGAAUGUUCUUUGCCGUUUGGAGGAAAGGUUGUCGUCUUUGGUGGUGAUUUCAGGCAGGUCCUACCUGUUGUGACACAUGGGACAAGAGCGCAGAUCACGGAUGCUACACUUCUGAGAUCCUAUCUUUGGGAGAAGACCCGCAAGAUACGUCUCACACGCAAUAUGCGGGCACAGGCUGAUCCUUGGUUCUCGGAAUACCUCCUAAGGAUAGGCAAUGGAACUGAAGAGACAAUUGGCGACGACUAUGUCCGUCUCCCUGACGACAUUGUCAUUGGCUAUACCGAGGAUGAAAAAGCUAUUAACAUGCUCAUCGAAGAUGUCUUCCCAUCGUUGCAUGCCAAUGCUACAUCCAGAGAGUACAUGAGUGCACGUGCUAUUCUAUCGACCAAGAACGAUCAUGUCGAUGACCUGAAUGACAAGAUGAUCUACAGGUUUCCAGGUGAAGAAAAGUUAUAUCAUAGUUUUGACUCAAUCGAGGAUGACCUACAGAAUAAUUACACAAUUGAUUUUUUGAACUCGAUCACACCAAAUGGCUUGCCCCCACAUGUUUUGAAAUUAAAGGUCAACUGCCCGGUCAUUCUGCUACGGAACCUCGACCCUCAUAAUGGUCUAUGCAAUGGAACACGGCUUAUGAUCAGAGCCUUUCAGGAUAAUGCAAUCGAUGCAGAGAUUGUUGGUGGUCAGCAUGCUGGAAAGAGGGUGUUUAUACCUAGGAUCCCUAUGUCGCCCUCGGAGGACAUCUCACUUCCUUUCAAACUUAAGAGAACACAGUUCCCCAUCCGUCUGAGUUUUGUGAUGACAGUUAACAAGGCACAGGGUCAGACCAUCCCAAAUGUUGGCAUUUACCUUCCCGAGCCAGUAUUCUCACAUGGUCAGCUAUAUGUUGCAUUGUCAAGAGGAGUGUCGAGAGAGACAACACGGAUUUUGGCCAAGCCAAACAAGGAUGUCGAUAAAUCCAGGAAAAGCACCAAGAACAUUGUCUACAAAGAUGUUUUGGAGAGAUGA
Triticum aestivum (bread wheat) is the source of this 4662-nucleotide messenger RNA. RefSeq lists its product as uncharacterized. Gene Ontology annotation, molecular function: DNA helicase activity. The transcript has 8 exons. Gene Ontology annotation, biological process: DNA repair; telomere maintenance. NCBI's taxonomy places the organism in Eukaryota, Viridiplantae, Streptophyta, Magnoliopsida, Poales, Poaceae. The coding region runs from base 1 to 4662 and encodes 1553 amino acids. The record is from RefSeq and is a predicted model, not a curated record.